This is a messenger RNA of Brassica napus (rape), 580 nucleotides long. RefSeq names its product bacteriocin microcin B17-like. The record is from RefSeq and is a predicted model, not a curated record. The coding region runs from base 172 to 456 and encodes 94 amino acids. The transcript has a single exon. Lineage: Eukaryota; Viridiplantae; Streptophyta; Magnoliopsida; Brassicales; Brassicaceae.
GGGAAUACACAUUUGUCAAAGUCCAUGACAAUUUGGGGGUGUAUAAAAGGGCUUUCACAUCACAUAUAUUUUGCAUCAGUAUUCAUAAACAUUUGAAAGCAUAAGAUUGAUACAUUUCGCAUUGACAUAUAUCAAACAUCUCUCUGAUUGUGUUUGCUAUUCUAGAGCACGAUGUGUUGUCGAAUAUUAUGUUGUUGCUUCUGCCGCAAGAAGAAAAAGCCAAGAGAUGUGAAAAAGGGUAAAAAAGGAAAGAAAGAUGGAGGACUUGUUGUUGUGAAGCCGACUAAGCCUAAGAAACGUCGCAAUGAACCAGUAGAUGUAAGUGGAUGCGCAGACCUAUGCUGCUGCUUUGGCGGAGAUGGUGGAGGUGGAGAUGGCGGCGGUGGAGAUGGUGGAGGUGGUGGUGGAUGUGGAGGCGGCGGUGGAGGUUGCGGAGGUGGAGGUGGAGGCGGUUAAUAGAUGAGAAUUCGGCAACUCUUUAUGUAAUGAUAAAUUCUUGUGUUUGUGGUUUAUUUAUUUUAUUAUAUGUAAUGUAAAAUUUAUUUUAACGUAAUGUAUAUAUUACGUAUAUAAUAUAUAA